AUGGGUGACUUCAAUGCCAUCGCUAAAGGUUUUGCGAAUCAACUGAACAAGGCGUUCCCCAACUAUACACCGCUCGUCAAGCUUCGGACGAGGAUGAAACAGUGCAUUCGUAAGGAUCCAGACUGCUUGCAAGAAGCAUGGACGCGAUUCUUCCGGUCUAAUUCGGACGCUCUCUCCGCUCUUCAGAACGGCGACGUAGAAGGGCUCAUAGCUAAUGAUCACGUGUCGGCUCAGUUGGAUGUCGUGAGGUUGUGGUAUGGCAUGUCUGAUGCUUCCAAAGAUGCGGCUCGCAAACAUCUGGAAGCGCUGCGCGAUGCGGCGGGGCUGUCGGCAGGAGUGGACCCAAAGCUCGCGGCAGCAGCCAGGGCCUGGUCCGGAGUGUUUUCUGAGGUCCUGGGUAAACGCGUCGUGGUCCCAGCCCUCUUCUUGAGCAAGAUCGAGAAGAUUGUGGAGUUGGCGCGCCAGAUGAUAAAUAGCAUGGACGAAGAGGACCUGAAGCAGGAGGACGUGGACGAGUUGUUGGACGGCGUGGACCUCGGCGGCAUGAUCAGAGCGGCGGGGGGCACCUCCGAGGAUGCAGAGCCGGACUCCAACGAUCUCAUGCACAAGGUCACCGACAUGCUGGCGAAAUUGAAGAUGUGGGCGGCCGGAGAAGAGGGCAAAGACAUCGACUCCGAGAUGGUUGCGACGUACGUCGCUGACAAAUUGAAAGACGCAAAGUACAGAGACGUAGUGAGCACGUUGCGUUCCACCCUGUUGAACGUGAGGGCCAACUUUGUGCAGUCCGCUCUCCGUAAGUUGGCAGAACAGAUCGACGUCUCGGACCCUCGGAGCUUGGUCGAAUCGGGUCAGGAUCUGGACCUGGGCAUCUUCGAGGAAGAGAUUCGAGGUAUCCUGUCUGGGGUGGAUUCAGCCAAGGCCCAGACGUUGAUCGCUUCCUUCUCGAAACUGGUACAAGAAUCUGGAGUGGCAGAGGCACUGGGAAUGAGCGACGUGUCGGAGUCUUUGAAGACCAUGGCCGGAGGGGGUGCAUCAGGUGGCAGCAACAAUCCUAUGUCGAGACUCUUCAACUCGGAGCUGACGCCAGGGUUGAUCAGUCAACUUCCGAGCGCAGUCGGCGCAGACGGGUCAAUCGACGUCGGGAGGGCGGCCGCGCUCGCACUCAGGUCCAGGAGGCCAGCAGGUGUCAGGGAGAACAUUCUGGACGUCAUAGAGGACGAGGGUCCUGCAUAUCUCCUGGGAUUGAUAGCCAGCGGGUACGCAAAGAUCUCUCGACACAACGAGAUGGUCCUAGAGUCGGGCAAGAAAGACGCGGGUGCCAUAGAUGCCCUGAGGAAUCUGGUCAUGGAGCGACCAGGGCGCUUGAAAGUAAAGAGGCAGUCUGCGCGCUACUUCAUUGCUAGAUCGGAACGCCUGAUCCAGAGAGCUUUCGAGAUAUUGGGCGUGAAUCUAGACAACUACAGGACCGAGUCCUGCUUUCCGUCAUCGAACGUCCUCGACCCUCUGCUCGACCGCCACUUCAUCAGAGGUCUCUUCGACGGCGCUGGGACGGCCAGGUGGGAGAACUCCACGAUGAUCUGCGAGUUCGAUCUGCCCUCUCCAUAUUUGGCUGCUGGGGUGAUGGGUAACUUCCCGAACCACACCCCGAGGAGGGACGCGAAGGACCCCAAGACCAUCGCAUACGUCGGAGGCGAGGCGCUGGACGUGAUGGGUUAUAUGUUCGAGGGUUCGACCUACUACUUCAAGAGUCACAGGGACAGGUUCAACGAGUUUGCCUGCGCCAAUGUCCCGUACACCAGAGCGACGCCGAAUCCCACGAUCCGAGUCCGGAAGGCCGGGUAUCCGACCCUCUCCUCGUUGAGUAAGGCGUGGUCCGACAAGGCGUGGUCCCUGAAGGUCGUGGAUGUCACCGCCGAGAGGACCACCCAGACGGUCUUCGACACGGGACUAGAGGUCAGGCUCCCUCCAGGGUGGUCCUGCUUGCUGUGCCCGACGCCUCAGAUGACCUCGCUGGGGGUCAUAUUCAACGGGCCGCAGGUGCCGCCGCGCGUUCCAGGGACCGACUACGUGGCGCUCAAGGCCACCGUGAACACCAAGUUCUGCGAGGAAGACCUCAACUUCUGCAGCGUGGCGCUGGAAGGCCUGCACAUGGACCUCCUGCUCGUCCCCACGGCGCACUUUCCCAUCCGCCUGGAGGGCCCCGACGAGCCGCCCAUCACUCCUUCUUGA
Molecule: messenger RNA, 2229 nt
Organism: Klebsormidium nitens
Lineage: Eukaryota; Viridiplantae; Streptophyta; Klebsormidiophyceae; Klebsormidiales; Klebsormidiaceae
Source: the annotation of a GenBank genome assembly